AUGCAGAGCAAUCAGACACAGAUCUCUGAAGUCAUCCUCCUAGGGUUCCAGACUGACCCAGGCCUGGAGUUGCUCCUGUUUAGAUUCUUCUUACUAUUCUGCAGCCUCACCUUGGUGGGACAUGGGGUCAUCCUGGGGCUCAUCUGCCUGGAUUCAAAGCUGCACACCCCCAUGUACUUCUUCCUCUCACACCUGGCCAUUGUUGACAUGUCCUACGCUUCAAGCACGGCCCCAAAGAUGCUGGCAAAUCUUGUGAUGCACAAAAAGACUAUCUCCUUUGCCCCAUGCAUACUGCAGACAUUUUUGUAUCUGGCUUUUGCUGUGACAGAGUGCAUGGUAUUGGUGGUGAUGUCCUAUGACCGGUACGCUGCCAUCUGUCACCCCUUCCAGUGCACUCUCAUCAUGAGCUGGAGGCUGUGCACCGUCCUGGCUGCCACUUGCUCGAUAUUUAGCUUCCUCUUGGCCUUGGUCCAUAUCACUCUUAUUCUGAGGCUGCCCUUUUGUGGGCCACAAAAAAUCAACCACUUUUUCUGUCAAAUCAUGUCAGUUUUUAAACUGGCCUGUGCUGACCCUAGACUAAACUACAUUGUCCUCUUUGCAGGUUCUGUGUGUGUCUUAGUGGGGCCCCUGUGCCUGGUGCUGGUCUCCUACACCCGCAUCCUGAUGGCCAUCCUGAGGAUACAGUCAGGGGAGGGCCACAGAAAGGCCUUCUCCACCUGCUCCUCCCACCUCUGCAUGGUGGGGCUCUUCUUUGGUAGUGCCGUUGCCAUGUACAUGGCCCCCAAGUCCAGCCAUUCUCAAGAGCAGAGAAAGAUCCUAUCACUGUUUUAUAGCCUGUUCAACCCUGCACUGAACCCUCUGAUCUACAGUCUGAGGAAUGCCGAGGUGAAGGGUGCCUUAAGAAGAGUACUUUGGAAACAGAGAUCCAAGUGA
Molecule: messenger RNA, 933 nt
Organism: Chinchilla lanigera (long-tailed chinchilla)
Lineage: Eukaryota; Metazoa; Chordata; Mammalia; Rodentia; Chinchillidae
Product: olfactory receptor 2A12
Exons: 1
Coding region: 1-933 (310 amino acids)
Biological process (GO): G protein-coupled receptor signaling pathway
Cellular component (GO): membrane
Molecular function (GO): G protein-coupled receptor activity; olfactory receptor activity
Source: RefSeq, a predicted model, not a curated record